Molecule: messenger RNA, 2202 nt
Organism: Anopheles coustani
Lineage: Eukaryota; Metazoa; Arthropoda; Insecta; Diptera; Culicidae
Product: kanadaptin
Exons: 3
Coding region: 111-2123 (670 amino acids)
Molecular function (GO): mRNA binding; protein binding
Source: RefSeq, a predicted model, not a curated record
UCACGAGAAAAAAUAUUGAAAACUGUUCGAGGCUGGAUGUUUUGGUCCAAACUAAAAGCAAGUGUAUAGCUAAAAGUUUUCCUAAUUCGUGUAACUACCAGUGUUAAAUAAUGUCGAAGGAAACGGUAUUCAAGGUUCCAACCAUAGAUCCAAAGGUGUUACAGAAAUCCCGGAAGUCAGAUCUACCUCGUACUGCAACGACGGUAAACAUUCCGCUACCGUCCAAAGACGACGCUAGCAGCGGAGAAUCGUUUGAAGAAGACGUUCCGCUAAUACCCCCGGUGCCGUACAAAGAACCGACGUGGUCAGACAAAUGUGACCAACAGCGGAACUAUUGCUUCGAAGUCGAAAAAAACGGUGUUAUCAUAGAGGAAAUUAAACGUCUGCAGUGCAAACCUUUCUGGUUGUUUGGCCGCUUGCCGAACUGUGAUAUCAACAUAACCCAUCCCACAUCGUCUCGGUAUCAUGCAGUUCUACAGUACCGUCCAUCGUCGGCACAAGUUGUCUCAGGAUCGCAUUCGUCAGAUGAAGACGAACCUGUGGAAGAAAAGAAAAGUUCAAAGCACGGUAAAACUGUAUCGAUUGAAGGCGGAUGGUACCUAUACGACCUGAACAGUACACACGGUACAUUUUUAAACAAGCAGCAAAUACUUCCCCGGACAUACGUUCGCGUACGUGUCGGAUAUAUGAUCAAAUUAGGAUCCAGCUCAAGAACCUACAUCCUUCAAGGGCCGUCGGACGACGAAGAUGCACCAACCGCACUAACAAUAACUGAGCUGAAGGAACAGGCCAGAAAGCAACAAGAGCUUCGUAAGGAGAUGGCAGAAAUCGAACGGAAGGAAAAGGAACGUAUAGAGAAGCUGAAAGAAUCGGAAGGCAUUACCUGGGGUAUGGCGGAAGAUGCGGACGAGGCGACGGACCUCACGGAAAACCCGUACGCUACUUCGAACAACGAGGAGCUAUUUUUGGACGAUCCCAAAAAAACAUUGCGAGGAUAUUUCGAGCGGGAAGGCCACGAUUUGGAAUAUAAAGUAGACGAGGUUUCCUCCGGAACGUACCGCUGCAAGGUGGAACUUCCGAUAGAUGAUGAUAACGGACGGCCGAUUGUAGCCGAGGUAACGCAUAAGGGCAAGAAAAAAGAGGUUGUUUUGCAGUGCGCAUUGGAGUCUUGCCGAAUACUGGAUCGUCACGGAUUGUUGCGACAAGCAAACCACGCCCCACGCCGUAAGCAUCGUAAGCAGUCUGAUUCAGAUGAUGAUGACGAUUUUCUUGAUCGAACUGGAGCAGUGGAAAAACGCCGGGAAAGGAAGCAGACCAGAGAGAACCCUCAACUUCGAACUUAUACAGAUUUGAUUCAUGAGGAAGCACGCAUUUUGGAACGUCUGGAGUUCAUUGAAAACAAGAUUCAGAACAGUCAGGUAUUGAAGAAGGACAUUCAUUUGCCUGAGAAUGUUGACGAUGUGGAUAAAUUUUUGGAGAAACUAUCGAAGGUAUCUCCAAAUGACAAAUUCGCGAUCAAGCGGCUACGUCUAGAGCAAACGGAACUUCGAGCCGAUUUAGAAACGGUUAAAAAGCUGAUCAAUGCAGUUAAACCGGUAGAUCUCGAAAGCAUUGGCAAGGAGCGGAAGGAUGAAGUGGCGAAACAAAAACUGAUGCCCUUGUUUGGAAAACGAAACAAGCUAAGCAAAACAUUCGGAAUCCGUGAAUCUACGAUAACGGCGGAGAAGGAUAAUGAUAUCGAAAUCAAAAUGUGUGCAGACAAUGAAUCCCAACCUAGUACUUCCUCCAAAGAGGGCAAACAUGUUCCCUCUAAGAUCUCCCCAAAGGCAGCCACAGGAGAUUGCAGUGUACAGACCCAACGGAAGCGAUCAAUUGAAGUUUCUGCCAAGGAGGGAAGUAGUUCGAAAGGGAAUGAAAAAUGCACGGAAACCACAGGCAACUACGAGCAAGAUAAUGGGAAGAAAAAACGGCGGCAUCGUUUGCGAGAUAAUAAGCCCCGGGACAACGUUGACUAUGACGAUACCAUGGAAAUGGCGAGCGAUGAAAAAAAUGUUGAAUGGGUACCACCGUCCGGUCAGACUGGCGAUGGAAGAACUUCUUUGAAUGAAAAGUAUGGUUACUAAAGAAAGCGAAUAUUGUUAAGAAAGGCCACCAAGAGCGCCGAAAAAUGAAGUAAUAAAGUCCGCAUCUUUCUGCCAUUUC